GUCAAAAUAUCAGUUGAAGAAGAGAAAAGAGCACGAGAAUGUACCAUUUUCGUAACUGCGUGUUUUCCUUCGCUGCACCACAGUAGUUUGUUGGAACAGCAGUGAAAAGUUUAUUGUUUUUGUUUCGUGUCACUACACUCGGCAUUUUCACGGACCCAAUUUCUUUUGCUUCGGCGAACCGUUCGAGUGCAAUAGUGUCACAAUUCGGUGGACAAGUGAAUUACAAACAACAGACCGCGAAAAGCAAGAGAAAAUAUAUAUUUCAUGACACGAUAAUUUGGUAAAUUCUACAAGAUGUCUUAUCGUAUAUUGCGAAAGCUGCAGGGAAACGACCUGGAGAUUAAAGAGCAUAUUGAUGAAAUCUCGGACGGUGCCGAUGCAGAUUAUGACACCAAUAGUAUCGGCAGUAACAAUCGAAAGAAGAUAAACAUCAAUCGAUUUGAUUUGCUGAACCAACAGCAAUCCCUUUCGGAGAGCGAGGUGAAAGAGGACGACAACGAUGAAACCGAACGGGAUGCUGCCGGUGGAACGCUCAACUCACAUCUCGCCGAGUCCAAAAAGAAGAAAAAGAAGAAGAAGAAGCGAACCGGCAAGUAUGUGGCCAAUGCGGCUCGCCGUAGCAGCGAGGACAACGCAGACGUUGAGGAUGAUUUUGCGAAAACCGUCAAGGAAGUCGAUAAACUGUUCGCUGAUUAUGAGAAGUCCGAAAAUAGUCCAGCUGUGGCUAACAAUGCCUGUCACGAUUCGGCAGGUCCCGUCACUAAAUCGCUACUUUCGAUUCAGCACAAAAAUUUGAAUCCCCAGUACGAGAUGAGGCGAAUGUUUGGCAGUAAGGUGGUCGCAGAUCAACAAAAUAAACGACGCAACAAUCGAGGCGCACCACGUAUGAUGAAGUCCACCUACUUGGUGAAUCCCAAGGACAAUUGGCCACCGGUUGGAAAGUCGGGCAUUUACAUGAACUUAACUCAAGCGCCAGAACAAUCAACUGGUGGGACGAAAGGAACAGCUGACAAGAAUGUCAUCUAUUUUGCAUUCGAGCAUACUCCUUCGUACCGACAGAUCCAGCAAAAAUUUUUGAACGCCGUUGAAAGCAUGGAUUCGGACAACAUCAUCAAAAUCGUCAACCAGCAACCGUAUCACGUGGAUUCACUGAUUCAAUUGAGCGAACUUUGUAAAAUGUCGGAAGAUCAUGCAAUGGCUUCCGAGUUGAUCGAGCACGCGUUGUUCGCUUUGGAGUCCUCGUUCCACACGAUGUUCAGCCUAACGCAGGGUAAUUGUCGUUUGGACUAUCGAAGACAAGAAAACCGUGCUCUGUUCAUCACACUGUUCAAGCACUCACAGUAUCUUGAAUCCAGAGCUUGCUCGCGAACAGCAUUGGAAGUGGCCAAACUCAUUCUAAGCUUUGACCCCAUCACGGAUCCUCUUGCGAUUAUCCUGAUCAUCGACUACUAUGCUAUCCGCGCGAAGCAAUACGACUGGCUCGUACAAUUAUACGAAGAAUGGGAAAACACCAACAAUCUUUCCCAAUUACCGAACAUGGCGUACGCCUACGCGUUGGCACUGUUCUAUCUAAAGCGCAUGGAUGCAGCCGAUCGAGCACUGCAGUAUGCCCUGCUUAUGUUCCCUGCUGUACUCCGAAAGUUGCUGGAUGAGCUUUCCAUUCAGCCUGAUCCACGCGUUAGCAGUCACAGCUAUUUCGCCGCAAGCACUUACGACAAAGCAACAGUGGCACUCCAGCAGCUCAUCUCGAUGUACGUUUGCCGCUCGAAAAUCGUUUGGAGGGAUACGGAAAUUUUGCCCUGGUUGGAGAAAAAUGUAAAUAUUGCACUGGAUCGCGUUGACGCGAAGGAUGAGAUUGUGGUCGAUUAUACAGUCAAGAGGAAUCAGAGGUAUAUGAAUCCUCCACGGGCCAUUCUGCGACAUAUUGUACUAUCGGAUUUCAAGGAGAAGGUCCCUCUAGCUCAGUUUAUCAAGAAGGAGACGGAGCCCGUGCUCAUGUACGAUCCCCUUCCUCCGUUGGAUACAAUAAAUAUUUACAGCAGGCCCUCGAUAAGUCCGACGACGCGUACAAUGAUCAACGCCUCUCCGUUCUCGAUGUUUUUCCAAUCAUUGUUGCCCAGUUUUAGUAUACAGCAACAACAGCAGCAGCAGCUGGGUCAACUACAGCACCAUAACAGGGAAGCGGGAGAGGGACCAGCAGGUCCGGCUGCCGCCGUUGGUGCAGCCGAUGGGGCCAUCGCUGGCCUCCAGGCUUACACUAACUCUCUGAAUUCAAUCGUAGAUGCAAUGCGUGACUUUCUGUCCGAUAUCCGAGUACUGGAACGCCCCAACGAUGCCGAUGUCGAUGAUGAUGGAAGCACUGACGAAAAUGAACAGAAUGACUAUCUAACGUAGAAUGGAACCGCCAGAGUUUUUUCCUUAGUUCAAGUAAGUAGCUUUCGUCGUACUUUUUUUCACAAAUUCGCUGGCUUAAUGACCUCCAAAUGGGUGAAUGUGAUUUCCAAAACUAUCAUCACACGAAAUAGUCAAGUUUCUAGAAAAUAAGUUCGUCUCUAGCUCACUUUGGUAGUAAAAAUUUUAUUGCUCAUUGUUAUCAAAAUCGUUAAGUUGAAUGUGAGCAGCGUUGUGCCUUGCACAAAACGACAUUUGAUUACAAAUAUUAGCCUCACACCAAUAAAAACGACACAGAAGAUUGAGCACUAAGCUACGCUAGUCGUUUUUUAUGUAUGUUCUUUGAAAUUUUACUUCAAUCAAAAAUGUAAACUCAACGAUAAUUAAAGCUUCAAAAUAUUAUAGUAUUUUUAAGCACUGCUCAAUGUGUUGAAAUAUUUAAUCAAUAUAUUGCUUCAAAAUAAUAAAUAGCGAAAUUCAUUUUCAAUCUUCAUAUAAACCAAUAUGGAAAAUUAUUAUCGCAAAUCAGAAAUCAAAUAUUGAAUUGUUAUACGGACGCGCUAGUAGCCGUCAUGCGUAUUCUGUGGCUGUAAAGAUCACAUAUUAAUAAUAAUAAAAAUUCCUAUAUAACUCAAUAUUUUAUGGUGAGAAGAGAAAAAUAAUCAAGGAAAAACUGCAAUCAGCAUAACAAGUGUGAGAUCGCGUGAAGGUGGCACCUAACUGAGCUCUAUUUAAAUGAUAUUUGUUCCGACAGUGAGAUAUAUUUACCAAACUGAUAAACAGUCUGAAAAAUGACAUAACAACUAUUGGUAAUAACCCUGAUGACGAGUUGAAUCUUUAAAACAAUAAAGAGAAUGUUCAAAUCCAAUUGUCACACAGAUGUAAA
Toxorhynchites rutilus septentrionalis is the source of this 3277-nucleotide messenger RNA. RefSeq names its product transcription factor 25 (gene Nulp1). Bases 295 to 2394 code for a protein of 699 amino acids. The transcript has 5 exons. Gene Ontology annotation, cellular component: RQC complex. The record is from RefSeq and is a predicted model, not a curated record. NCBI's taxonomy places the organism in Eukaryota, Metazoa, Arthropoda, Insecta, Diptera, Culicidae.